GCUUCAAACAUGGCCACCUUUGUUUGCAUUGCCGAUGUUUUGAUCAUUUGACGUAACUCAGAAGAACACCACUUCGGUAUUGAUUUUUAAAAUUUAAAGAGCUGCGAUGAAGUCGUGAAGAACUACACCAAACGAGAGAAGAGAAUGGCACAAGGAACACAGAAAUCCUGAGACAGCAAGGUAACCCUUCGAUUGCAAGCGUGUGAAUCAUGAUUAUGUAUUCAAUGGUCGAAAAUGGCGACUGCAAAUGCGAGUUGUAACUACUAAUACUCUCAGCUAAAAAUCAAUAGCGAACAAUAAUGUAUGAGCUUGCCACUCUGAGAUUUCACUUGACACAGCGGCAUACUAAUGUCUAAAUUCAAGAUAUGAUGUCGAGGGGAUAUACACCGGGUAAACCCGUAUCGAGAUGGGAGGCGGAUUCGGAUAAUAUUGACAUUGAAUAUAAAAAUCUGGAUCAACCGAGGCAACAGUCAAUGGUUAGUGAAUGUUUUUCGGGUGGCAAAGGAUGUGUGUUAAAAAUAUUGAUGAUUGGUGUCAUCUUUGUGAUAGGAUUAAUUUUUGGAUAUUUUGUACGGAAGACUGGACAUAAAAUCUUUAUUUCACCAAGUGUUCAGUACCAUGGAAUAUUACAGGACUACGACGCUGCGAUCAGUAAAAAACUGCAGUCUAGGGUGACUCACGUUGACAAUUACAUUGACAGUAUUAAAACAUUAACAUCACAAUCUGAUAUCAGAAUUUCUGGAAUGGGAAAUUUAAAUGGUUUAGUAAAAUAUGUGGUUAACAUGUGGACUACUUUUCACUUUGACACUGUCAAAGUGAAAAAAUAUAAAGUGCAGCUGUCUUAUCCAGAUUAUACAUCGCUAAACCAAGUGACAGUAAACUUAAACACUGCUGAAAAUAAAUCUCAAAUCUUCCUCUCAAAAUCAAAUGCUUCUAACGAAAACGUAGCCUACCUACCAUUUAAUGCCUAUGCAAAAAGCGGGGUCGUAAAGGGUCCGCUCGUUUAUGCUCAUUAUGGACGGAAAAAAGAUUUUGAUAUUUUGAAUAAUUUAAAUGUUGAAGUGAAUGGUAGCGUUGUGUUGAUACGUUACGGUCGGAUACAUCCUGGAAACAAAGUGAAGCAUGCCGAGGAGGCUGGGGCUGCAGGGGUUGUGUUAUAUUGUGACCCCGAUGAUUACACUGAUGGUAGUGGUAACAUCGAUGGUACGUGGUGGUUGCCGAGUUGGGCAGUGCAGCUUUCCCAUGUCCGAUACAACCUGGUCGGCGACCCCAGUACCCCGGAUUAUACGGCGACUCCCGAUUCUUCCCUUUCGAACAAUAGCAACAUGUUCCCCUCCAUUCCGGUCUACCCGAUAAUGUACAGUGAUGCGGACCAACUGAUGUCCUUUAUUGACAACAGUACAUUGGUGCCCAGUGAUUGGAACGGUAAAUUAAAAUCUGAAUAUUACGCGGGUCCAAGACGAGGAACUACUGACCAUAACUAUUUGGUAGAAGUAACAGUGAAUAAUUCUCCCGAAAAGCGAUUUGUUUCCAAUGUUAUAGCUUCGAUCAAAGGCAAACACGAACCUGAUCAUUUUGUUAUAAUCGGUAGCCAUAUCGAUUCGUGGACACAAGGUGCUGUAGAUGCAGGCACCGGAUUUGCAAUCCUAAUGGAUUUGGCUAGGACAUUUUCAGAUCAAAUCGUGGAAGGGUGGAGACCAAGAAGAACUAUCAUAUUUGCUGUUUGGGACGCUUCCAAAUAUGGACACAUCGGUUCCUAUGAAUGGGUCCAAGAGUACGAGAAACAGCUAGGUACCGGCGCUGUUGCUUACAUUAAUCUGGACUCUGCCAUAAGAGGUAACUACAGUUUCUAUGCCGAAAGUAAUCCUUUGUUGUACGAUGUUAUUUACAAAGCAGCCAUGUCAGUAAACUGCGUCGACAGCCAUCAAAAUGAAAUGAGUGUUUAUGAUAUGUGGAAACAAAAUUUCCGCAGCACUGAAAUUCCGAACAGACCCGAAAUUAAUGGUUUGGCAGGAGACAGUGACCAAUCCCCAUUCUCCUACCGUAUCGGUGUGCCUUCCAUGUCUGUAGCUUAUACCUACGAUACUAAAACUUACUCGAAACUACCUACUUAUCCCGCAUAUAGUACUUUAGAGGACACGCUAGAAUAUCUUCAAACUUACAUUGACGCGAACUUUACCCGCCAUAUUGCUGUCAAUCAAAUCUUAGCAGACAUCGUUCUGCAGUUGGCAGAUUCAGCGUUGCUUCCUUUCAACAUUACUAAUUACAUCCAUAUUGUUAAAAUGGGACAUAGGUGUUUGAAUAAGUACCAAAAUGAGUUCCAAGACGCGUCUAUUGCUCUUGACGAAUUGAAUAGUGUCAUUGAUACGUUUAUCAACUCCACGCAGCAGUUCCAGAAAAACUUUACAAAGACUGGCAUCAGUGAGUAUCAGUUGCAUUCAAAAAACGAAAAAUUAUUGCAUCUGACCCGCGCUUUUAUAGUGGAGAGAGGACUACCUAACCAGUCCCAAUACAGAAACUAUUUGGUAGCUCCCCACGUGGAAAAUAUUAACGAAGAAACUGUUUUUCCGGGAAUUGUAAGCGGCGUGUUACACGGGAAAACGACGGGGGACUGGGACGUCUUGCGACACCAGGUUGCGAUUCUAACAAUAACGCUACAACGUGCCAGUAGCAUAUUAAACGACGAAAUCCACACCCAGUCAUAAUAUUUUAUAGCAAGAAGCGUGCUGUGUCUAAGAAUUGACAUUUUGUGUUGUUGUUUUUUUUUUUGAAUGCAUAAUUUGAAGCUGAAAUCCCAUACCUUUGCUUUUUAUAGACAUAACAAUACUUUUUAUUGGCUUUCUUGAAAGAUGUGCUGAUAUUAUCUUUUGGGGGAUUUUUCUCACAAUGUUUUCUUUUUUAUUUUUUUGUGUAUAGUCUUUGUCUCUAUAUAUUGUUCGUAUAGAAAAUGUGGUCCAAGUUGUUAAUUGUUGAUGUCUAUUAAUAUAAUUAAUAAUCAUAAUUUCUUCCAGUUCAUAUGAUAAUAAAAGCUCGUUGUUUUCUAAUUGUCA
Messenger RNA from Patella vulgata (common limpet), 3050 nucleotides. RefSeq names its product putative N-acetylated-alpha-linked acidic dipeptidase. Gene Ontology annotation, molecular function: carboxypeptidase activity. Lineage: Eukaryota; Metazoa; Mollusca; Gastropoda; Patellidae. The record is from RefSeq and is a predicted model, not a curated record. The transcript has a single exon. Bases 366 to 2705 code for a protein of 779 amino acids.